CUAGCUGCACUUGUCACCGAGGCAGACAUAUUGGAUAGUGUCGGUACUGCAGUGUAGCGCUCUGGAUGGCUCGCCAUACCUCAAUAUAGCCUCUUUAUUCACGGAUUUUCUCACCUCUUCGUCCCCUUACGUCCAACCCUGCCGCAAAGAUGACGCAAAUGUUACCUAUAAGAUUCCAAGAGCACCUACAGCUCACCAAUGUGGGGAUUCAAGCAUCCAACAUUGGGUUUAAUACCCUCACCAUGGAAUCUGACAAGUUCAUCUGUGUCAGAGAGAAAGUCGGAGAAACCGCACAGGUAGUGAUUAUUGACAUGGCUGAUCCAACCAACCCCAUCAGACGUCCCAUCUCGGGAGAUUCCGCAAUCAUGAAUCCAGCAUCUAAAGUUAUUGCUCUUAAAGCUCAGAAGACACUGCAGAUAUUCAAUAUUGAAAUGAAAACCAAAAUCAAAGCUCAUACAAUGGAUACAGAAAUACAGUUCUGGAAAUGGAUCUCCACCAAUAAGCUGGCACUCGUGACUGAGACAGCUGUCUACCACUGGAGUAUGGAUGGAGAUGCUCAGCCACAGAAGAUGUUUGAUCGUCAUAGCAGUCUAAAUGGUUGCCAAAUUAUAAACUAUCGUGCAGAUUCUAAACAGAACUGGCUGUUACUUAUUGGUAUCUCUGCACAGCAAAAUCGUGUAGUGGGAUUCAUGCAGCUGUAUAGUAUAGACAGGAAAGCUAGCCAGCCUAUUGAGGGUCAUGCUGCAGGUUUUACAUCAUUUAAGAUGGAAGGUAAUGCGGAACACUCGACCCUAUUCUGCUUUGCUGUGCGCAAUGCUCAAGGUGGCAAGUUACACAUUAUUGAAGUUGGGCAACCUGCAGCUGGCAACCAGCCUUUUACAAAAAAGAACGUAGAUGUGUUUUUCCCACCUGAGGCACAGAAUGACUUUCCUGUGGCUAUGCAGGUUAGUUCGAAGCAUGAUGUCAUCUAUUUGAUCACAAAGUAUGGUUAUGUGCACCUUUAUGACAUUGAGAGUGGAACAUGUAUUUUCAUGAACCGCAUCAGUGGAGAUACCAUCUUUGUCACGGCGCCUCACGAACCCUCAAGUGGCAUCAUUGGCGUCAACCGUAAGGGACAGGUAUUAAGUGUGAGCGUUGAUGAAGAGAACAUCAUCCCUUACAUCAAUAAUGUGCUUCAAAACCCUGACUUGGCACUUAGAAUUGCAACAAGGAACAACCUUGCUGGAGCGGAAGAUCUGUUUGUGCGCAAGUUUAACACACUUUUCCAGAAUGGACAAUACAGCGAAGCAGCCAAGGUAGCUGCUAAUGCACCCAAAGGUGUCCUCCGUACCCCCCAAACUAUCCAGAGGUUCCAACAAGUGCCAGCUCAGCCUGGCCAGACUUCGCCUCUUCUUCAGUACUUCGGAAUUCUCCUCGAUCAGUCUCACUUGAACAAGUUUGAAUCCUUAGAAUUGUGUAGACCAGUUUUGGCCCAAGGGCGCAAGAAUUUACUUGAAAAAUGGCUAAAAGAAGAUAAGUUAGAAUGUUCAGAAGAAUUAGGUGAUCUUGUGAAGCAGGCUGAUCCCACAUUAGCACUUUCUGUGUACCUGAGAGCAAAUGUACCAAACAAAGUGAUUCAGUGCUUUGCUGAGACUGGCCAGUUCCAGAAGAUUGUACUUUAUGCUAAGAAAGUUGGAUACACUCCAGACUAUGUAUUCUUGUUAAGAAAUGUGAUGCGUGUUAAUCCGGAUCAAGGUCUUGCAUUUGCUCAGAUGUUAGUACAGGAUGAUGAACCCAUGGCUGAUGUCAACCAAAUUGUGGAUAUUUUUUUGGAAUCAAAUUUAAUUCAGCAGUGUACAGCGUUCUUGCUUGAUGCUCUGAAGAAUAAUCGUCCCACAGAAGGGCCACUUCAGACUCGCCUCUUGGAAAUGAACUUGAUGUCUGCCCCGCAAGUAGCAGAUGCAAUUCUCGGUAACCAGAUGUUCACCCAUUACGAUCGUGCACACAUUGCUCAACUGUGUGAGAAGGCAGGAUUGCUUCAGCGUGCCUUGGAACACUACACAGACAUGUACGAUAUUAAGAGAGCAGUUGUGCACACACAGUUGCUGAACCCAGAGUGGCUUGUUAACUAUUUUGGCUCUUUAUCUGUUGAGGAUUCUUUAGAGUGCUUGAAGGCGAUGCUUACAGCCAAUCUCCGCCAGAAUCUCCAAAUCGUGGUUCAGAUUGCUACCAAAUACCAUGAGCAACUAACGACCAAUGCACUGAUUGAUCUGUUCGAGUCUUUCAAGUCAUUUGAAGGCCUCUUCUAUUUUCUUGGAUCGAUUGUCAACUUCUCACAAGAAUCUGAAGUUCAUUUCAAGUACAUCCAGGCAGCUUGUAAAACUGGCCAAAUUAAAGAGGUUGAGAGAAUAUGCCGCGAGUCCAACUGCUAUAAUCCUGAACGCGUGAAGAACUUCUUGAAGGAGGCAAAGCUAACUGAUCAGUUACCACUCAUCAUCGUUUGUGAUCGCUUUGACUUCGUCCACGACCUGGUGCUCUACCUCUACCGCAAUAACCUACAGAAAUACAUAGAAAUAUAUGUUCAGAAGGUGAAUCCUUCACGUCUACCUGUCGUCGUUGGAGGGCUGCUGGACGUUGAUUGUGCCGAGGAUGUAAUAAAACAAUUGAUUAUGGUUGUUCGUGGACAGUUCUCAACAGACGAGUUGGUGGAAGAGGUUGAGAAAAGAAACCGCCUGAAGCUGCUGCUAACUUGGCUGGAGUCACGUAUUCAUGAAGGAGUCUCUGAGUCGGCCACUCAUGAUGCCAUUGCCAAAAUUUACAUAGACUCCAACAAUAACCCCGAGAGAUUCUUAAGGGAGAACCAAAACUAUGACAGCAAAGUUGUUGGAAAGUACUGUGAAAAGCGAGACCCGCACCUUGCAUGUAUUGCAUACGAACGUGGUCAAUGUGACAGAGAACUGAUUAAUGUUUGCAACGAGAACUCUCUCUUCAAGUCUGAAGCUAGAUACCUUGUGAGGCGACGGGACCCUGAACUCUGGGCUGAGGUUCUACAAGAGACCAAUCAGUACAGGAGACAACUUAUUGACCAGGUUGUGCAGACAGCAUUGUCAGAGACCCAAGACCCCGAGGAUAUCUCUGUUACUGUGAAAGCUUUCAUGACUGCUGAUUUGCCCAAUGAACUUAUUGAACUCUUGGAAAAAAUUGUGCUUGACAAUUCUGCAUUCAGUGAUCACAGGAACCUUCAAAAUCUUCUCAUCUUAACUGCUAUAAAGGCAGACCACACCCGUGUGAUGGACUACAUUACUCGCCUUGAUAACUAUGAUGCACCAGAUAUUGCCAACAUAGCCAUUGGCAACCAAUUGUAUGAAGAGGCCUUUGCUAUAUUCAAGAAGUUUGAUGUAAACACCUCUGCCAUUCAGGUUCUGAUUGAGCACAUAGUGAACCUGGACCGGGCAUACGAGUUUGCCGAGCGGUGCAAUGAAAGUGCUGUGUGGAGUCAGUUGGCCAAGGCUCAGCUGCAACAGUCAUUGGUGAAAGAGGCAAUUGACUCAUUCAUCAAGGCAGAUGACCCAACUGCAUACAUUGAUGUUGUGGACACUGCACACAGGACAGGUCAUUGGGAAGACUUGGUUCGGUACCUGGUCAUGGCACGUAAAAAGGCUCGGGAAUCGUAUGUGGAGAGUGAGCUGUGUUAUGCUUAUUCCAAAACCAACAGACUAGCCGAUCUUGAGGAAUUUAUUGCUGCUCCUAAUCAUGCUGAUAUUCAGAAGAUUGGCGACCGGUGCUUUGAUGAUGGCAUGUACGAAGCAGCAAAACUCCUCUACAAUAAUGUCAGUAACUUUGCUCGUCUGGCAAUCACGCUUGUUCACUUAAAGGAGUUCCAGGGAGCUGUGGAAUCUGCCAGGAAAGCCAACAGCACAAGAACGUGGAAAGAAGUAUGCUUCGCAUGUGUGGACAAUGAACAGUUUCGUUUGGCUCAGAAUUGUGGCCUUCAUAUUGUUGUUCAUGCAGAUGAACUGGAAGAUCUCAUCAACUAUUACCAGGAUCGAGGGUAUUUUGACGAGUUAAUCAACUUGCUGGAGGCAGCUUUGGGACUAGAACGUGCACACAUGGGUAUGUUCACAGAACUUGCCAUUCUUUACUCAAAGUACAAGCCUGAGAAGAUGCGAGAACAUCUUGAGCUCUUCUGGUCUAGGGUCAACAUUCCAAAGGUGUUACGUGCAGCAGAACAAGCACAUCUAUGGGCUGAGCUUGUAUUCCUGUAUGACAAGUAUGAAGAGUAUGAUAAUGCUGUUCUCACCAUGAUGGCACACCCUACAGAAGCCUGGCGAGAGUCUCACUUCAAAGACGUUAUCACAAAAGUUGCAAACAUCGAGUUGUAUUAUAAAGCUAUUCAGUUUUACCUGGAUUACAAACCAAUGCUUCUAAAUGACCUGCUGCUAGUUCUCUCACCUAGGAUGGACCAUACGAGAGCAGUCAAUUACUUCACAAAGGCAAACCAUUUAAAAUUGGUCAAAGGUUACUUAAGAUCAGUGCAGUCACUAAAUAACAAAGCUAUCAAUGAGGCUCUCAACUCUUUACUCAUUGAAGAAGAAGAUUACACAGGCUUAAGGACUUCCAUUGAUGCUUUUGACCACUUUGACAACAUUGCUCUGGCUCAGUCUCUGGAGAAGCACGAUUUGAUAGAGUUCCGUCGGAUUGCUGCAUACUUGUACAAAGGCAACAACAGGUGGAAACAGUCUGUGGAGCUGUGCAAAAAGGAUAAACUCUUUAAGGAUGCCAUGGAGUAUGCUGCUGAAAGUAAGAACUCUGACACUGCAGAAGAGCUCCUUCAGUGGUUCCUUGAGAACGGCAACUUUGAUUGCUUUGCUGCUUGCCUGUUCCAUUGUUAUGAUCUUCUCCAUCCUGAUGUAAUAUUAGAAUUGGCAUGGAGGCAUAAUAUCAUGGACUUUGCCAUGCCUUAUUUGAUUAAUGUAAUGCGAGAGUAUGUCACAAAGGUUAACAAACUUGAAGACAUUGAGAAGCACAGGUCUGAAGAAAAUGAAACUAAUGAGAGCAAGCCUAUGAUGAAUAUGAUUGGUGAGCCUCAGCUUAUGAUCACAGCUGGCCCGGGCAUGAUGGGACCAGGCUACUCCAACGCUGGUUACGCUAACAACAUUAACUACGGUGCUGGCAUGCCAUCCUACCAAGGUUACAGCAUGUAAAUAUUAAUUCAAGAGUCUCCAAAAGUUAAGACCUGUGUGAAAACUGUUCAGGUUGGUUUGUUAUUAACAGUAGACACUGAUUCACCAGGGCUUCAGCUUGUAACUAAUAACAGAGCCUCCCAAAAUAUUCCAAGAGUUUGCCAGUUGUAAAAUAUACCACGUUGACUUAUCUCCAGGGAUAUAAUUGUCCAAAUUCUGCCUCUAGAAUGCUGCAAGUUAAAGUAUAAAUGAGGGAGAAUUUGUGGUGGCAGGUGAGAGCAAACUAAAGCUUAUUGUUGAGUAGUGUGGUUAGCUUGAGGAUGAAUGAGUGUGUUGUAGAGGCAUUCAGGUCAUUCGCUCGGCUGUUCCGCAGAUUGUCGUCCUGUUUUUCAAUAGCUGUCCUCCAGUGGGGUUUGUAAGAAAUUUGUGGAGGUGUGAGGCAAGACAUGCUGCCUCACAUACUGUUUUUAUUAUUUUUGUUAAUUGGAUUCCUUUGAAUGCUGUGGUGUAAAAAAUAUAACUACUGUUCCCCAUUGUAUAUAGUUUAUCCCAUGAUGACUUGUGCUGAAUGUGAUGUAGCAUUGUUUUGCCUGUUCCUCUUAUGAUGAUUUAUGAUUGGUGUCUCAGUAGAGUGUUACAGUUAACUCUAUGAGCAUUGUGAGUAGAGUAUGUAUAUAUAGAUUAAAUUUAUAAGGCUGAUUAUAGACAUAAUAUUCCUGGUGAAGACAAGGUAUUCUGUAAACAACCUUAAUAGAUGUGAUGUUUAUGGCCUAAAGAUUGGGCAUUCACCUGUCUACAUCAAAUCAUUCCUAAAACUUAUCUGAUUAGCAAGGUGCAAUGCCUUAUCCUCCCGGUCUGUAUGGAGAUUGAUGGUGAAAUAACUGAAGCUUUUGUCCAUUGUGUGCCUUCAAAUAGCAAAUGGAAGGCUUUAAAAAGACUAUUCUUUAUCAAUGAGGUAUUACUUUCCAAAGGCCAAUGGUCUGUGUUCAGUGGUUGAUUGUUCAUUAGUAAUUUAGGUUACUUCCAAGUGGUAUGGCUAGAGCAGCUCACCCUUGGAAUAGUCUACCUCAUUGAGAUUGAAGGCCUUGGUUCUACCUUUAUCACUGUUUUGGGGGUUAUCAGAUACAUUUGUUAAAGAGGCAUUUCUUGGUUUUAAAAUAUUUGGUCAUUUGUUGAUCACAGCUUUAAUAGCAAAUGUAGUGAUGACCAACAUUACAGUGGUGAUGUAUGGGAAGUGAGAUGGUAACAGUAUCCAAGUAUAAAUUUAAAAGAUCACCGCCUAUUUGAGAAUGAACUGUGCAUUCUUACCUAUCACCUCCACUCUUUAUUAUUUUUCUAGAAUAUGAAUUUUAUCAUUCUUUUUUCUAACAAGAGGAAGCAUCUGUGGACUUAAAUUAAAGGCUUCAAUUACAUUUAGUAUCUUGAUAAUUAAUUAUUGAGAAUUGUAUUUGUAUUUUUUAAGUUAGAGCCUAUUGAGAGUUUUAAAAUAUUUAUUAAUAAUAGGGAAUAUUGUUUUGCAUGUACAUUUCUGUGGUGAAGAAGCCAAUCCACUCCAGCUAGGCUUCCAGGAGAUGUUAACUCCUAACAUACAGUGGUUGCCUGAAACUUAGAGCAUAUGUACUGUGGCCACAUGUCAAGUUUAAAUAAACACCUCCCACAUGAA
Procambarus clarkii (red swamp crayfish) is the source of this 6825-nucleotide messenger RNA. It is a transcript of the gene Chc, whose product is annotated as clathrin heavy chain. Lineage: Eukaryota; Metazoa; Arthropoda; Malacostraca; Decapoda; Cambaridae. Gene Ontology annotation, biological process: receptor-mediated endocytosis; intracellular protein transport. Gene Ontology annotation, molecular function: structural molecule activity; clathrin light chain binding. The record is from RefSeq and is a predicted model, not a curated record. Gene Ontology annotation, cellular component: clathrin coat of coated pit; clathrin coat of trans-Golgi network vesicle; clathrin complex.